Messenger RNA from Glycine soja, 2663 nucleotides. Its product is annotated as DEAD-box ATP-dependent RNA helicase 7-like. The transcript has 14 exons. Bases 186 to 2267 code for a protein of 693 amino acids. Gene Ontology annotation, molecular function: ATP binding; helicase activity; RNA binding. The record is from RefSeq and is a predicted model, not a curated record. NCBI's taxonomy places the organism in Eukaryota, Viridiplantae, Streptophyta, Magnoliopsida, Fabales, Fabaceae.
AGAAUUAGGUCUAGAGGUUGUGAGAGGUGUAUAACUAUAAGAACGUUUCCACCGCGAAAACCUUGGUCGGCGCAUACUCCUUAUUCUUCUCCUGCUUCUGCACCUCACUGCUAUACCCCCUUUCAAGCAGGAGAAAAUCUCUCACUCCUUUCUCUUUCUCUCCACGCCGCCAUCACCACACAACCAUGCCUUCGCUCUCUCUCUCUGACCCUGACACCCCCAAACCUAUUGCCAAGAAGAAAACCAAAACCCAGUCCCUCACCGAUCCCGACCUCGAUGGGGUUUCGGGGAAGAAGACGAAGAAGCGCAAGGCUUCAGAUUUAGAACAAGAGGCCAUGCCCCCCGCCGCUUACAACAACGAUGGGGACGACGAGACCAGCUCCGACCUCGUCCAACCCGAACCUGCUUCCAGAGAAGACGACAACAAGAAUAAGAAGAAAAAGAAGAAAAAGGUUGUUAAGUCCGAAGAAAAGGAACAGCCUUUGGUCACGGAGGCUAAUGGAGAAAAGAAGGAGGAUCCCAACGCGCUUUCCAACUUCAGGAUUUCGGAACCCUUGAGGCAAAAAUUGAAGGAGAAGGGUAUCGAAUCACUGUUUCCCAUUCAGGCCAUGACCUUCGACACCGUUCUCGAUGGUUCUGAUUUGGUCGGUCGGGCUCGCACCGGUCAGGGUAAAACUCUGGCAUUUGUGUUGCCCAUAUUAGAGUCUUUAAUAAAUGGUCCAACAAAAGCUUCAAGAAAGACUGGCUUCGGGAGGACUCCAAGUGUUCUUGUGCUUCUACCUACUAGGGAAUUGGCUUGUCAGGUGCAUGCUGAUUUUGAUGUUUAUGGUGGGGCAAUGGGAUUGAGUUCAUGUUGUUUAUAUGGCGGAGCUCCGUAUCAAGGUCAGGAAAUUAAGCUUAGGAGAGGUGUUGAUAUUGUCAUUGGCACACCAGGUCGUGUGAAGGAUCAUAUCGAGAAAGGGAAUAUUGACCUGAGCCAACUAAAGUUUCGUGUCCUUGACGAAGCCGAUGAAAUGCUGAGGAUGGGUUUUGUUGAAGAUGUUGAAAUGAUUCUAGGCAAGGUAGAAAAUGUUAAUAAAGUUCAGACACUUCUUUUCAGUGCUACUUUGCCAGACUGGGUUAAGCAAAUUGCUGCAAGAUUUUUGAAGCCAGAUAAGAAAACUGCUGACCUUGUUGGAAAUACAAAAAUGAAGGCCAGCAUCAAUGUUAGGCAUAUUGUUCUUCCUUGUACUAGUUCUGCCAGGGCCCAACUUAUCCCAGAUAUUAUUCGCUGUUAUAGCAGUGGAGGCCGGACAAUUGUUUUUACCGAGACAAAAGAAUCUGCUUCUCAGCUUGCAGGGAUCUUGACUGGAGCAAAAGCUCUCCAUGGUGACAUACAGCAAUCAACACGUGAGGUUACACUGUCUGGCUUUAGGUCUGGGAAAUUCAUGACAUUAGUUGCCACAAAUGUGGCAGCUCGAGGUCUUGAUAUUAAUGAUGUUCAGUUAAUUAUACAGUGUGAACCCCCACGGGAUGUAGAAGCCUAUAUCCAUCGUUCUGGACGCACAGGAAGAGCAGGUAAUACUGGGGUUGCUGUUAUGCUUUAUGACCCAAAAAGAUCGAACAUAUCUAGAAUAGAGAGAGAGUCUGGUGUAAAAUUUGAACACGUAUCUGCUCCUCAGCCUGAUGAUAUUGCCAAAGCCGUUAGUGGGGAAGCUGCUGAAAUGAUUAUCCAAGUGUCUGAUAGUGUGGUUCCUGCAUUCAAGUCUGCUGCUGAAGAUCUUUUGAACAAUUCUGGUUUACCAGUCAUUGAAUUACUGGCAAAGGCUCUUGCAAAGGCUGUUGGUUAUACUGAAGUAAAGCAAAGAUCACUUCUAACUUCCAUGGAGAACUAUGUUACAUUACUUCUUGAGACUGGCAAACCAAUCUACACCCAAUCUUUUGCCUAUGGAGUCUUGAGGAGAUUUUUGCCUGAAGAGAAGGUUGAGGCCGUGAAAGGUCUUUCAAUCACUGCUGAUGGAAAUGGCGUUGUUUUUGAUGUAGCAGCUAAAGAUUUAGACAUAUAUCUUAACGGUCAGGAAAAUGCCUCGAAUGUAAGUUUAGAGAUAGUGAAAACAUUGCCACAGUUGCAACAGAUGGAGCAACACCAAAGAGGUGGCAGAUUUGGUGAUGGUGGUGGUCGUGGUUACCGGUUUGGUGGAAGAGGUGGAGGAGGCAGGAAUGGUAGGUUCUCCAAUGGUGGCGGAAGAGGUGGACGUGGCGGCAACUGGGGUGGAAAGAGAUGGUGAAGCUGAGAAAGGACUUAGGGAGUUGAGUUUCCACUCUGCUCAAUGUGGGAGGAGCAUUGCUGCGUGACACAACCACAUGGAGAGAUGACUACUACAGUUGUGAAUGAAGAAAACAGUUGAUGUUGGUUAGGCCUUCGGAGGAUUCAAGUUCAGAUGGAUUCAAUGUGCCCCCCCCCCCCCCCCCCCAUUAACAUACUCUUGUGUUUUUGUUUUGUUAUUGAUACACUUUUUUUUAGUAUUUUUUAAUUCUUUUGCGAGGAAGCGUAAGUUAGCUUUUUAUAUUCCGUCAUCCACAGGAGAAAUUUUGAUGUAUUAGUAUAUUUAUACUAUACUUUUACGAUAAGCGUGGUAAAUUCCAAUUAACCAGCGAACAUAAUAUUUCUAGCAUGGUUUAAA